Messenger RNA from Zalophus californianus (California sea lion), 1300 nucleotides. RefSeq names its product tripartite motif containing 52 (gene TRIM52). Gene Ontology annotation, molecular function: zinc ion binding. The record is from RefSeq and is a predicted model, not a curated record. Lineage: Eukaryota; Metazoa; Chordata; Mammalia; Carnivora; Otariidae. Gene Ontology annotation, cellular component: nuclear body.
AGGACACCUGGGUCGGGCAAACCCGGAGGGAAGCAAGAAACGUCAGGAUCUGGGUUUGCAAGCUGAGCCUCAAAGGAAAGUGGAGGCUGCAGCCUGGUUCAGCCCCCGCUGCCCUUAGAGGACGACUGAGUCUGGACCGAGGGCUUUCGCGCCUUUGAGCUGGAAAAAGCCUGAGGGAAGGAAGCAAGGCAUCUCUGCGGGCCUGAGGAGGAAGAGCAGGGUUGAAAAUAGCCUUGGGUCACAAGCGUAGGUUGGAGGCAGGCCCCCACAGGCUGCGCAUUAAAAUGGCUGGCUAUGCCACUACUCCUAACCCCAUGCAGACCCUUCAGGAGGAGGCUGUUUGUGCCAUCUGCCUGGAUUACUUCAAGGAUCCUGUGUCCAUAGGCUGCGGGCACUUCUGCCGAGGGUGUGUGACCCAGCUGUGGGGCAAAGAUGAGGAAGACAGGGAAGAGGAGGAAGAUGAAUGGGAGGAGGACGAGAACGACGAUGUGGAGGGGACCAUCGGUGGAUGGAACAACUCUAUUCGAGAGGUUUUGUACCCGGGCAAUGCUGAUGAGGUGUUCCAGGACCAAGAAGAUGAUGAACUCUGGGUUGGUGAUGGUGGCGUCAGGAAUUGGGACAACAUGGACUAUGUGUGGGACCAGGAGGAAGAGGAGGAGGAAGACCAGGACUAUUACCUGGGAGACUUGAGACAUGACCUGAGAAUUGACGUCUACCAGGAGAUACUGGAAGAAUACGAUGAGAACGACCAAGAGCUGUAUCCUGACACCCACCUGCCUCCUCCAGCCCCUCCACCUCAGUUCACCUGUCCCCAGUGCCGAAAGAGCUUUACACGUCGCAGCUUUCGUCCCAACUUGCAGCUGGCCAACAUGGUCCAGAUAAUUCGCCAAAUGUGCCCCACUCCUUAUCAAGGAAGCUGGGGGAAUGACCAGGGCAUCUGCUCGAAACACCAGGAAGCCCUGAAGCUCUUCUGUGAGGUGGACAAAGACGCCAUCUGUGUGGUAUACCGAGAAUCCAGGAGCCACAAACAGCACAGCGUAGUGCCAUUGGAGGAAGUGGUGCAGGAGUACAAGCAGAGGAUGGAAUUUCUCAGCAAACUCUGGUUAUUUAACCCCAGUAUGAGCCGGAAGGACGGUUUCCUCUUCAGCUUUCUUAUCUCGUGGUCGGGUGCGGCCCUCCAGCAGGUUUCCACCUCCCAGAGGCCAGAUCAAAGACACCUGGAAUGAAAAGGCCCAGAGGCCCUACCAUGCCUACAAUGGCAGCAGACUGUUAUGGGAAGCACGUGGUUUACUUAAGAUGA